AUGCCUUCGAGGAAGGGGGGUCGGCCGACGCUGAGCCAGGGCUUGGACCGAGAGGUCUACCAAGUCGUGCGCAAAAUUAUCGAUGACCAGCCCGAUGAGGCCCGCAUUCGCCUUUCGGUCCCCGCAAUUUAUGAGCAGUUGAAAAAAUCCAAUUCCAGCUUGAAUCGCAAGCCUAAGAAACUGCUGGAGGAUAGCUUGGAGCGGGUUUUGGAGGUGGUGAAGAGUGAUGUCCUCGGUGAUGAUGAGGAUGAUACGGUCGAGGGAGAUUUUGAAGGUCUCGAGGAACCGCCGGCUGUGGAACCCAAUGGCGUGAACCAGAGCAUUGUCGGCGCAUGGUCGACCGCCAAAGCAGCGACAUCCUCUCGCAAGGCCGAGGGAACCUCAAAACGAAAAGGACGCGACGGAGAAUCUUCCUCGAAGCGACGCAAGGCCGAGGCCACAAUCGACCGAUCUCCACCUACGCACGUUAGUCUUACAGAUCUGGGUGGUCUGGACGAUGUGGUUCAGGAAUUGGGCGAUCUGGUUAUCCUGCCCAUGACCCGACCACAGGUGUACCUGGCUUCGAACGUUCAGCCGCCGCGCGGUGUUCUACUUCACGGUCCGCCGGGAUGCGGAAAGACUAUGAUUGCGAAUGCAUUUGCUGCGGAACUGGGCGUGCCUUUCAUCUCGAUCUCGGCUCCCUCAAUUGUGUCCGGUAUGUCCGGCGAGUCUGAGAAGGCGCUGCGGGAACACUUUGAUGAGGCCAAGCGCAUUGCUCCUUGUCUGAUUUUUAUUGAUGAGAUCGAUGCGAUUACCCCGAAGCGUGAGAGCGCGCAGAGAGAAAUGGAGAAGAGGAUCGUCGCCCAGCUGUUGACCUGCAUGGACGAAAUUGCUCUUGAGAAGACGGACGGCAAGCCGGUUAUCGUGCUCGCAGCUACGAACCGACCCGACAGUCUGGAUGCGGCAUUGCGUCGUGGAGGCCGCUUCGACAAGGAGAUUAACAUGACCGUUCCCUCUGAGCCGGUCCGAGAAAAAAUCCUGCGAGCUCUGACACGGAAGAUGCGCCUGGCGGAUGACCUCGACCUCAAGACAUUGGCGAAGCGAACCCCCGGAUUCGUCGGCGCUGACCUCAAUGACCUCGUUUCAACCGCUGGUGCCGCUGCGAUCAAGCGAUACCUCGAAAUCCUCAAAGCCAACAGCGGUGAAGACAUGGAGAUGGAGAUCGAGGGCGAGGAUGAUAUCAGUCCUAAGGUCCGCGAACUCCGCCGUCUCAUUACACACGCCAAAGAAAACCCCAUUGGCGAGGAAACACAAGAGAUUUCCAUCUCCAAUGCGGAUUUCUUCACCGCGCUACCCAAAAUCCAACCCUCCUCCAAACGUGAAGGCUUCGCCACCGUUCCUGACACAACCUGGGAAGACAUCGGCGCCCUUACUGGUAUUCGCGACGAACUGGAAACCGCCAUUGUCGAGCCGAUUAAGAACCCUGAGAUCUACGCACAGGUUGGUAUUACCGCGCCGACGGGUGUUCUCCUCUGGGGACCGCCGGGUUGCGGUAAGACGCUUCUGGCCAAGGCCGUUGCGAACGAGUCUCGCGCCAACUUCAUUAGCGUCAAAGGUCCUGAGCUGCUGAAUAAAUUCGUUGGUGAAUCUGAACGCGCUGUUCGCCAGGUCUUUGUUCGUGCUCGGUCUUCCGUUCCUUGCGUGAUCUUCUUCGAUGAGCUUGAUGCCCUUGUUCCCCGUCGUGAAGAUACCCUCUCCGAAGCAUCUGCCCGUGUUGUCAACACAUUGCUCACUGAGUUGGACGGCCUUGGAUCUAGUCGACAGGGUAUCUAUGUUAUUGCCGCGACAAAUCGUCCCGAUAUCAUUGAUCCGGCUAUGCUUCGCCCCGGUCGCCUUGAGACUCUUCUCUUCGUCAACCUGCCUUCGGCCCUUGAGCGUGUCCAGAUUCUCAAGACCCUUGUCCGCAAACUCCCUAUCGAUUUCGAUGACGAUAUGCACAGGCUCGCAGAGGAGUGCGAGGGAUACUCUGGCGCCGAUCUGGGCAGCUUGGUUCGUCGCGCUGGUUACUCGGCUAUUAAGCGUCGGGAUGCGAUCAAGAUGGAUGACUUCGAAGCGGCCAAAUCUUUCAUUCGGCCCAGUGUUACUGAUAUGAAGAAGUACGAAAGGCUCAAGAGGGACUGGAGCGGUGGUGUGGUUUGA
Molecule: messenger RNA, 2178 nt
Organism: Penicillium argentinense
Lineage: Eukaryota; Fungi; Ascomycota; Eurotiomycetes; Eurotiales; Aspergillaceae
Product: putative AAA family ATPase/60S ribosome export protein Rix7
Exons: 3
Coding region: 1-2178 (725 amino acids)
Biological process (GO): ribosome biogenesis
Cellular component (GO): nucleus
Molecular function (GO): preribosome binding; ATP binding; RNA binding
Source: RefSeq, a predicted model, not a curated record